Messenger RNA from Paraphaeosphaeria sporulosa, 753 nucleotides. RefSeq lists its product as uncharacterized. The coding region runs from base 1 to 753 and encodes 250 amino acids. The record is from RefSeq and is a predicted model, not a curated record. Gene Ontology annotation, biological process: mycotoxin biosynthetic process. NCBI's taxonomy places the organism in Eukaryota, Fungi, Ascomycota, Dothideomycetes, Pleosporales, Didymosphaeriaceae. The transcript has 4 exons.
AUGCAGCCAAAGAGCACCAACGAUGGGGAGACGACAUCAUUCCUCAACCGGGAUCACAUUAAAGAGACCGCGAGGAGGAAGGGAAUGACCUACCUUCUGCUGGCCAAUCUCUUCGUGUUCACGAUGUCAAUGUUGACAUUGAUCUGCGCUGUAUACUCCCAGAGAUCGCAGUCCACCUACUCCGCAGCAAGACUGAUGGACGAGUUUGGAGUCUUCUCGCCAGCUAUGAACGUUGUCGAAUACAAAGAAGUCGAGUUCAAACUCCCCAGCCCUGUCAACACCUCCAAGUACGUCGGCGUGUCUCAGGAUGUCAACAACGCUUGGUUGGAUAUUGCGUAUGUUCCUGACCAGAUGGUCUCUGUGGAUGACUUCCCCAAGCUCAAGAAGCCUAUGGACUCUGUCAAGGUCAAAGAUCCCAAGUCCGACGAGACGGGAUACCGUGUGGGGCUCGAGGUCUUCCACCAGCUACAGUGCCUCAACCUCUUGAGGAUGGCGACAUACCCGGAGCACUACACGAAGCUCCAGUCGGACGAAACCAGCAAGCCCGAAGAAACAGAUGCUAACAGCUCUCAAGACCAUUGCGUAGAGGUUCUCCGCACUAAGCUCAUGUGUGCUUCCGAUGUUAGCGUAUUCACGUACCAUGCCAUGCCGGGGCAGCAAGCUCCAAUGCCUGACUACGAUUCGAAACACGUCUGCCGAAACUUCGACAAGAUUAAGCAAUGGGCCACAGACAACGCGAUGCCAGCUUUGUAG